Molecule: messenger RNA, 1558 nt
Organism: Vicia villosa (hairy vetch)
Lineage: Eukaryota; Viridiplantae; Streptophyta; Magnoliopsida; Fabales; Fabaceae
Product: UPF0481 protein At3g47200-like
Exons: 1
Coding region: 98-1507 (469 amino acids)
Source: RefSeq, a predicted model, not a curated record
ACUUUUCGCUCAAUGUAAAAAGUACUUUCUGCAUUACACUAGUGAAUGUAGAGUGUAGACUUAUUCACUACCACUCAACUCAACCAUUAGAACAUUCAUGACAGGUGCCCUUAUGGAUACAAGAUUUUCUCAGUUGAAAGAGGAAAAAGAAAGGUUUGAUCAGAGUUGCCGAAGUUCAAUUCCUAAGAUCCAAAGAGUUCCAAAGUUUUUGCAACAAAAUGAAAGAUUUUAUAAAUACUGCUCACCAAAGAUUGUAUCAUUUGGUCCCAUCCAUCACAAUAAAGAUAGUCUUAAAGAAGGAGAGCAUUAUAAGCGUUUAUGGACAUCAAUAUUUGUUGCGGAAUAUGGAGAACAAAAUGAUCAAGAUGUUGACCAAUCAUACAAAAUUUUGUUUAAAAAGAUUGAAGAUAAUAUUGAAGAAUUGAAGAAUAUGUUUACUGAGGAUGCAAUUGAAGGUUAUAAUGAUAAUGAUCUUGCUUGGAUAUUGUUUGUGGAUGGAUGUUCUUUGAUAUAUUUUAUGGAAAAUGUUGAUCAUCAACGUCCAAAAGCUCUAAAUCUAAAGUAUGACCGACUAAUGUACAUAUGGAGGGAUGCUCUAUUAUUGGAGAACCAACUUCCAAGAAAAAUACUUGAGAUUCUAUGUGAAGAGAAGGGUGUCGAUUUGAAUUUUAUAUAUAGCAAUUAUAGUAAUAUGGGUCAAAGCAAACGAUCAGGAGAGGUGGUGAUCAUAGUGGAUAAUCCUAAAUUCUUUCAUAUACUUGAUUUUAAUCGAUCAUUUCGUUUGUCAUCCGUUAUAAUUCAGAACAUUGUAGGACAAAAUCUAAUGGAAACACGAGAAGGAGAAGAUGAUCAUGAUAUAAUGGAAGAAAACAAAACCCUAAAUCAAAAACAUAGCAAUGAACAAUUGAAUUGGAAUACAUAUAAGAGUAUACGAGAUCUAAAAACGGUAGGAAUUCGAGUGGUAGCAAAUAAGACAAAUAAUUGGAGAUGGAGUGAUAUUUCAUUCAAGUCUAAGUGGUUUGGUGGAGAACUAAGGCUUCCCAUUUUUUUGUUCAAUGAUGUCACACUUUAUUUUUUUCGAAACUUAAUAGCAUAUGAGAUGUGCCCAGAUGUUCACUACGACUAUGAAUGUUGCUCGUUUUUUAGCUUUAUGGAUUCGUUGAUUGACAAUGCUGAGGAUGUUAAGGAACUUAGAUCAGCUGGUGUAUUUCAAAAUUUACUUGGAAGUGAUGAAGAAUUGGCAAAGCUCUUCAAUGAUUUAGGUGAUGAUUUGCCGACAAAAAUGUCUAGUCACUUUUCCCCCACAAAUGCAGUGACCUAUAGUAAGAAAUAUAUUAUGGUAAAACGUCAAAUUGAAACGCAUUACACAAAUAAAUGGAAGACAUGGUUGGCUCAAGUUUACAAUACUCAUUUUAAUACACCAUGGGCUAUGAUUGCCUUUUUAGCUGCAUCAUCGGCAUUGGUUCUAACUUUCCUCCAAACAUGGUUUACGAUUCGUCCUAAUUAAACAAGCAAGACUCCAAAUGAAUGUGUAUGUGUGUUGGUAUUAAUUGAGUUU